ACCAAACAGACUGUCAAUCGGCGCACACUCUUGCUCUUGACAAGUGCCCGUGGCUGUAGUGCUCAGACAUGGACUUAGCCUUCGUACCCCUGGUUAGCAUGCACCCGGUUGUGGCAGGCGUUUUGCUUGUUGUCGUGUCAACCUUCGUAUAUGGCUUCUAUAAUGCUUUCCUGCAUCCUCUUCGGAAGUACCCCGGUCCACUGCUUUGGCGGAGCUUCCGCUUUCCUUAUGUCGUCUCCACCCAACGCGGAGAGAUACAUAGGUGCUUCACCGAGUUCCAUGCCAAGUAUGGACCAGUCGUGCGUGUAGCACCAAAUGAGCUGUCCUAUGCCGAUAGCCGGUCGUUGAAAGAUAUCUACACGAAUCGACCAGGACACCAGCCCUUUGAGCGAAACCGCACCACUUUUAAGAAGAUGUCGCCCGAAGAACCAAACACAAUCAUGCACUGGCACGAAGAAGACCACGCGAGGUACCGGCGCGCUUUCGCAAACGCCUUCUCUGAGAAAGCCCUGAAAGACCAGGCCCCAGUCAUAGAAGAGCAUGUCAACCUGUUCAUGGCGCAGAUGAAGAAGCGCAAAACUGUAGACCUUACACAGUGGCUCAAUUUCGUCACUUUCGACAUUUCCGGUGACCUUACCUAUGGCGAAUCUUGGGGCUGUGUCGAGAAGGGAAAAGCACAUCCAUGGGUCGAAAUCGCGCAGGAUUUUGGCAAGGGCCUUGCGCUGAUCGGAUCCGUCAACCGUUAUCCACCCAUUGACAAGAUCCUGCGCUACAUCAUCCCCAAACGAAUCCUCCAGAGAAGUAUGGACCACCGCAAAAUGAGUAUCGAGCAGGCCAAGAAACGAAUUUCACUCAAUGUAGAACGGCCAGACUGGGUGACGCCAACGAAAAAGUAUAGUGACCAGAAAGAUCCCUUCACCGACAUGGAAUGGGGCUUGAAUUUGAUGGUCGUGGCUUUUGCCGGCAGUGAAACGACAGCCAGUGCAUUGACUGCUAUUAUGAGGAUGCUGGUACAAAACAAAGGAGCUCUUCAUCGCCUAACAAGUGAGAUUCGGGAAACUUUCCAAAACGAAAGCGACAUGACCAUCGCGACAACCGGGAAUCUGCCCUAUCUUAACGCAGUAAUCCAGGAGGGCAUGCGUGUCUGUCCACCAGUUGUGGUUGGAGUGCCCCGUGUCGUGCCCGCGAGCGGAGACAUGGUGGGCAAUCAGUGGGUUCCCGGCGGUACUUAUGUAACCUUCAACCAGUUCUCUGCCUUUCGCCAGUCUUAUAACUUUUCUAUGCCAAACUCCUUCAUUCCAGAGCGCUUUCUGACUACACCUCGGAAGGGUGACGACAUGGCUGUGUACCAGCCUUUUCAGAUUGGCAGACACAUGUGCAUCGGCAUGAAGCUCGCCAAUCAGGAGAUGCGGUUGAUACUUGCUAGGCUUCUGUGGAGUUUUGAUGUCACCUUGACGGAUGAAAAUGAUAGAUGGGACUGGGGUGACCAGAGCACGUAUAUCUUUUGGGACAAGAAGCCGUUGGAGGUUGUACUAAAGCAUGUGAACAAAGGACUGGGACAACAGUGGAUGUAGUGGAUGUCCGCCUUUAUCUCAAUAUCUCGCCGUCUGUUAUUGCUAGUCGCAUUACGAUGACCACAAAAAGGGCAAUGGCUCAUUCAAAUGUAUUGGUAGUUUCAUCAUCACAUUGUUACCUCAAUCGGGUUCAAGGCAUAACAUGUAGUCAC
Messenger RNA from Exserohilum turcica Et28A, 1726 nucleotides. RefSeq lists its product as uncharacterized. Gene Ontology annotation, molecular function: oxidoreductase activity, acting on paired donors, with incorporation or reduction of molecular oxygen; iron ion binding; heme binding. The transcript has 4 exons. Bases 69 to 1574 code for a protein of 501 amino acids. Lineage: Eukaryota; Fungi; Ascomycota; Dothideomycetes; Pleosporales; Pleosporaceae. The record is from RefSeq and is a predicted model, not a curated record.